Messenger RNA from Eremomyces bilateralis CBS 781.70, 837 nucleotides. RefSeq lists its product as uncharacterized. Lineage: Eukaryota; Fungi; Ascomycota; Dothideomycetes; Eremomycetales; Eremomycetaceae. The transcript has 2 exons. Bases 352 to 837 code for a protein of 161 amino acids. The record is from RefSeq and is a predicted model, not a curated record.
GUUUUCAUGAAGCAUUCAAAUACCUAUCUAUUGCGAUAGAUGCAUUCAUCCUCACUAGAGGACACAAUAAUGGUAAUUGACAGUGAUUGUUACGUUUCAAGUACGCAGUCUUUGUGACGCCUUCAACUACAGCGAGCUUUCGUUAUCUCGGCGUCGAAACCCGACGUUGUACGACGUGAUACGCCGCAUCUCUCUCGUCAAUAUUAGAAGAAAUCCUUCAACCCAAGUCUCCUUACUCUCUUCUCCAAACGCAUAUGUAUCCUCCAAACGUUUCUGGCACGCAUCAACAACGACGUUUCUUCUCAGUCCAGCUCACCUAAGUCCUACGCCAUCCACUCCCAGUCCGUAACCAUGUCCCCUUCUACCCCCCGCCGCCAAUUCCUCCAACCCCGCGCCCCCCGCGGCAGCCCCCGCACCCAUGCCCGCCCCUCCGAAUCCUCCGCCUCCCAAUCCCCGUCUCGACCACUCGAGGCCACGGAGCCGUUCGACGACCGAGCGACGCGCGAGCGGGCAGCCAAAUAUCUGGAGAGCAACGAGGUGCUGAUCUGGUGGAGCGCGCAGCGGAACGAGUCGUUGGCGCAGACGGUGCGGUAUUUUGAGGGGGUGGUGGCGGGGGCGGGGGGGGGUGGGGAGGCGGUGUUGUGGGAGGAUGAGUAUGUGCCGGAUGAGGAGGAUCGGAGGCGGUUGGAUCCGAGGACGUAUGAGAGGGGGGAGGGGAAACAGGCGGGAGGGGGGGCCGAGGGGGGUGGGAGGGGGGACGCGGAGUUCGUUGCUGACGAGAGUGGAGAGGGGGGGGAGGACGGCGAGGAGGGGGACCGGAUGGAGUGGGAUGUGUGA